UAGAGUCUAGGGUCCAAAGCCUGCUGAAAUCUGUGCAAGUCCUUCCUGUGCUCUGGGAUUUUGAAUUGAGUUUGGAAAUUUAAAAAUUAGCAAGCAGCAGCAGCAUGACUCCUAAUGUUGUAAAGGGCAUGCAGAGCCGGUGUGUGUGACAGAAGGCCGUCCACAUGCACAAGUUUUGGUGUUGUUUCCACUCUUGAGCAUUGCCUGACUUUGGAACAUUUUAAGAAUACCUUCUGUAAAUGCUUGAGAGCACUGAUCCAGAAAUCCAAGUAUAGGCUUUGCCUUGAUGUGGAAAACAAAACAAAACACCUCUUAAUGCGAUGAAAGCACUCGUGGCACUGUUGAGGCUCCCUUUUCAUCUUGGUGAAGGUACCACGCAAGGAGGGAUGGUCCCUUUGAUGACAACUGACCGAGCCGGAGCCACGAUGGCUGGUGACCCAUGUACCAGGCAGCUCAGGCUCUGCGAGCCAGAUAGAUUUGGCCUCUGCCACUGAGGCGAGGAGGAGGGAGGAAUCGCCCCAGCCCGCACCAUGGCCUCGCCCCGGCACGCCGAGCCUCCUGAUGGAGGCUGGGGGUGGAUGAUUGUUGCUGGCUGCUUUCUUGUCACUAUCUGUACCAGGGCUGUGACGAGGUGCAUCUCAAUUUUUUUUGUGGAGUUCCAGGCAUACUUUGGGCAGGAUUAUGCCAGAACAGCUUGGAUCCACUCCAUUGUUGACUGUGCUACGAUGCUCUGUGCACCGCUUGGGAGUUUAAUCAGUAAUCAUGUAUCCUGCCAAGUUGGCAUCAUGCUAGGAGGGCUGCUUGCAUCUGCUGGACUAAUUUUGAGUUCAUUCGCCACCAGCCUGGAACAUCUCUACUUAUCAUUAGGAGUCCUUACAGGACUUGGGUUUGCACUCUGUUAUUCUCCAGCCAUCGCGAUGGUGGGCAAAUAUUUCAACAAAAGAAAAGCGCUGGCAUAUGGAAUAGCCAUGUCAGGAAGUGGAAUUGGUACCUUCAUCCUGGCCCCCGUGGUCCAGCUCUUAAUCGAGCAGUUUUCCUGGCGUGGAGCUUUACUCAUCUUGGGAGGUUUUGUUUUAAACCUCUGCGUCUGUGGUGCCUUGAUGCGACCUAUCGCUCUUAAGGAAGACCAUAAAACCACUCCUGAGUUUCUCGAACAGGAUUAUGUCCCCAAAGCACAGAAAGGAGACUUAAAACAAGUAUCCAUCUGUUCACCUUUAAUCAAAGCAUGGUCUCGUGAAUGUUUAUGCUACUGUUCGUGGAAGGAAUAUGACUUUUUACUGAUGCCAGGUUUCAUGGUGCUGGCAGUGUCCAUUUUAUUUAUGGCAUAUGGCUGUAGCCCUCUCUUUGUCUACCUAGUGCCUUAUGCUCUGAGUGUUGGAGUGAGUCAUCACCAGGCUGCCUUCCUCAUGUCCAUACUUGGUGUCAUAGACAUCAUUGGUAAUGUCACCUUUGGAUGGCUAACAGACAGAAGGUGUCUGAAGAAGCAUCGGCACUUUUGCUACCUCUUUGCUGUGGGGAUGGAUGGCCUCUGCUGUCUUUUCCUGCCAAUUCUUCAAAACUUCCCCUUGCUUGUGCCUUUCUCAUUUACUUUUGGCUACUUUGAUGGAGCCUAUGUAACACUGAUCCCUGUUGUGACAGCAGACGUAGUGGGAACUUCUUCCUUAUCAUCAGCACUGGGUGUCGUGUAUUUUCUCCAUGCCAUACCAUAUCUAGUGAGCCCACCUGUUGCAGGCUGGCUUGUGGACACAACUGGCAGCUAUACUGCAUCAUUCCUCCUGUGUGGAUUUUCUAUGAUAUUUAGUUCAACGUUAUUGUGCUUUGCAAGGCUAGCAAAGAAAAUCAAAAGAAGGCAUUUGCAGUCGCUCACUAAUGAUACUGGCACCAAACAGCACAUCUGGACAAAUGGAGCAAUAGCUUAUUCUGUCACAGCAGAAUUAGACCAAAAGGAUGUUGAAUUUUUGGCUGUGGAUACAAACAGCUACAACAACAGAUGACAAGUGCUUUCAAGAUUUAAUACUACACAGCUGUAACUCAGAUGGAGGUGGCUCUAUAGUGUUAUGCUGUUAAAGAUAUUCCUCUUGUGAAACAAGGCGUCUCUCAGUUAGAUUUUUCUGUCAUGUUUUAGUUGACUAAAAUCUACAUACAGCAACAGUAAUACUAAGUUAAUGCAGUAAUAGAAGAAAGCUAGACUGAAAAUAAAGAGAGUUUUUAGAGACAAAUGUUCACAGAUUUAUUUGAAAUGCAGUAUGUCAACUCCACACGUAAUCUUAAAGAUGAUAAUUGGCUAUAAACCAAAAGAAAACUACAAAGUAGUGUGCAAAACAGAACAAUAAAGUUAAAAUUAUUUCAAAAAUUAAUGAAAUAAGCUUUUUGGUGUUCUGGUCUAUUGUGUUUCAAUGGACUAAUCACGCACAACACCAAAAAACCUCCACAUCUAUCAGUCCACACUAAACGAUUUGCAAAUAACUGUUUCAAGUGCCAAAGCCUUGGCACUUGGCAGAAAACUGUGAUCUAUGAUGAAAGUACCUCUGGAGCAGCUUUAAGUUUUACAGUGUGUCUGAAUUUUGUACAUAUGUUGCAAUUUCAUUUCAAAUAUGCUUUUAGACCUACCUUUCCUCAAACCCCCUAGAGCAACAUUUUGAGGUUGUUGCUGCUUUUUUUCCUGGCUAUCUUUGAAGCUUGAAUUUCUAAACAUUGACCUUCUAGGUACAAUCCUCCAGCAGAUCCUUGUCUCAGAGGGUAGAGGAGGUGCUGUGGCUGCUCUGCUGUCUGAAGAGGAGUAAAUUUGUACCAUUAGACUAGGCACACGGAUAGACAAACUUGCUUUAGUUACAUUAAAUUGGAAGAAGUCCAAAGGCAGCCCAGGAGACCAGAAGAGAUGCUUGUGUUUUUCCAAAAAUGAGGAACAUACUCCAGCUGGCUGCUUCAUAGGAGCUAUGGACUGAAUGUAGUUCAUGUGGUAAAUUACUGGUGUCAUGAACUAAUAAAUAAUGGAAUGUUUCUACAUUUCCAGAGUGAAACCAUUGUCAGCAAUAGCAGAAGUUCACAUUGCACAAUGCAAAUAAUUUCUGUGUUUUGAUACUGUAUAAAGCUGCAUUCUGUUCAAUACCAAAUUGAUCAGUGUCCAAAUAAUUUUCACCAAUGCUGAACUACUAGUUUUGUUAAUCAUCUGCAGUGUAUUCAAUGGUUUCUCAUGGUGUCCUAUUCCACUCUGUGCCUCAGAAGGGAAAGCAACACAGGCUGACAUUCACAAAUUUGAUUUAGAUCGAGAGUAAAACCAUAGGGGUAUAAUCUAUUUUUCCCUAUAUAUCAAUAGUAUGUGUAUCAAGUAGUUCUAUUAUUCAUGCAUAUUUCAAAUCUAACAUAUUAAAGUAAUUUUUCUUCAGUUGUCUGUGCUCAAACAAAGCAUUUCUCGCUGUCAUGCUUCAGAAGCAUGGUCGCAAUCAGUAGCAUGAUCUACGUGGACAGAUCACAGAACAACAGAUGAGAAUGCAAAAAUUGCUUCAAACUAAUAACAUAAACAUUUUUCAGCUCUGUGUGGCAACUGAGUCCUGGGCCCUAAUUCUGUUUAACAUGCAUUCAUAAAAAAUUAAUUAUGAGUAUUUCUUAAUAAGUUAGGAAAAAUAUGCACAUUUGGGGGGAAAAUAAGUUUGCUUUAUUAAUUAGUAGUGUCGAAGAAGUUUUAGAUCUUACUGCAAAAGUUUCACAUCAAAAACUAGGGAAUCUUGUGGUCGAUAAAGAAGAUAAGCUGUUUCAACAAGCUAUAAAUUACUGCUGUCAUUUACUUUACAAACAUUGAAUUACUUUUUUUUUUACCACAUCGUGACAUGUCAGCAGUUGUUCAUGGUAGAACUGCAUAUGUUAAAAGCCCGUUGGAAUAAUACUAUAUGCAUUUUUAUCCUAGUAAAUAAUACCAUGUAAUACAUUGUUAAUGUUUUUUGGAUUUUUUUUUUUAAUUUCAAUAUAUUCUUUCAUAGGCUUUUCUGUUUUGUGAUUACCUUAAAAUUAAGGCAUUAUUUAUUGUUUUAAAUGUCUAAUUCAGCAGAAAAUAUUCAAAUGGUUUUAACCACAGAUGUUUUGUGGAAAAUGGUACAAGUAUUUCAAGAUUUUUUGACACUGUUUCUGCUCUGGCUCAUCAAUAGACAAAAGUUUAUAUGCCAGAAUGAUGCUUUCUGUGCAUAAAACACGCUGUGGAAUACCAGUGCUGACAUGAAUCUCUGCAUUAAGAAACAAAGACAGAAGGAAGCAUAACAAGAAAUAACCUGCAAGUGGAAGAAAUGGGAAUACAAUCCAGGUUUGUGAAGCCUCAUGCCCAGCUUCUGCCUGCUGGCCUACACAACCCAAACUGAACAGCUCAUUUUCAUCCUGCCAUGUGAAAUGUUUCAGGUGGCACAUUAUAGAAUUCUCUAGAUUAUACUAUUUUAAAAAUUAUAUAUUUAUUGUAUCUGCAAUGUUUUUUUUUUUUUUUUUGAGAUUAUAAUAUUCAUGCUGUUCUCUGUAGGGGCUAUUUCCUGGCAUGGCAUGGUGCAGCUGUAGGCAGAGAUACCUGGGCUAGCUGUGGACAAUUUCCCCAGCUCCCACCUCAUGGUCCCACCAGCCCCGGUAAGCACUGAUGGAUACAGGAAUGAAUGGACCACUGCACCACUGAGCCUGGAUGGCUUCCCAGGACAGCAUGGUCUGGUUUGGCUAGGGUAACAUCUGUCUGAGACACAAACAGAAGGAUCCUGCCUCAGAUGAAUCCUGCCUGGGAUAAUGCUCUGUUCUCUGCAGUGAAUGGGAAUUCAGUCUAAGUGAAGCUGCUUACAGCUGCUGAAGUUAUCCUACAUAUUUCUAUUCUGUGAGGUUUGAAAUGGGGAAAUCGUAAUUAUUUUUAAAUUGCUUAGGUUUUAGUGAUAAUUUUUAUCAGAUCAGCCUUGGAACAUUUAAUAAAUUGUACAUUGAAAAUUUGUGUGAAAGCAGCAUUGAAAAACUCAAGUACCUUCUGUUGAAAAAUAACCCUGUUUAAGGAAAGGAAAGGCAAGGCAAGGCAAGGCAAGGCCUUAAAUAAUUUUGCCAGCUUGGAUGAUCAUUUAUCUCCUGAAAAAAAAAAAAAAAGUUUGUCUGUGCUGCUAUAUGGUGAAUAUAUUUUAUAUUGCCAUGAGAAUUCCCUGUUUGUUUUCUCAACUGUUAAAAAGCUAUGCGAGAAGAAAAAGCUUGUUUAAGUUAAGCUGUAACAGUACUUCAUGUACAGCAUAACAAAGUCCUUAGUCAGGAUGACCUCAAUAAAUAAUACCUUCUUCUGA
This is a messenger RNA of Columba livia (rock pigeon), 5282 nucleotides long. It is a transcript of the gene SLC16A12, whose product is annotated as solute carrier family 16 member 12. Lineage: Eukaryota; Metazoa; Chordata; Aves; Columbiformes; Columbidae. The record is from RefSeq and is a predicted model, not a curated record. Gene Ontology annotation, molecular function: monocarboxylic acid transmembrane transporter activity. Gene Ontology annotation, biological process: transmembrane transport; monocarboxylic acid transport. The transcript has 7 exons. Gene Ontology annotation, cellular component: plasma membrane. Bases 531 to 1994 code for a protein of 487 amino acids.